Molecule: messenger RNA, 2988 nt
Organism: Ostreococcus tauri
Lineage: Eukaryota; Viridiplantae; Chlorophyta; Mamiellophyceae; Mamiellales; Bathycoccaceae
Product: RmlC-like jelly roll fold
Exons: 1
Coding region: 1-2988 (995 amino acids)
Biological process (GO): peptidyl-serine phosphorylation; signal transduction
Cellular component (GO): cAMP-dependent protein kinase complex
Molecular function (GO): cAMP-dependent protein kinase activity; ATP binding
Source: RefSeq, a predicted model, not a curated record
AUGGGGUUGUUCCAAAAGUUUUUCAGUCGCACCCGGACCUCACGAUGGUUAAAACGCGAGACGGAGAGCGAAAGGCGCGCGCGCGCGGGCGAGAGUUCAAACGCCUCGGCGGACAAGGCGCUCGGCGUCGCGGUGAGUAAUGUCACGAAUGAGCAUCACACGUUCAUUCGGAUAGAGUGUAGAGAUCGAGUGGGGUUGUUGUGCGACGUCGCGACGCACCUCACGCGCAGUGGGGUGAACGUGGUGCAGGCGGACGUGAUGCGGGACAGUCGAAAGGCGCUGUACACGCUGUACGUGUGCGAGGAGGAUUCGAGGUGUAAACUGAGCGAAUCAGCGAGUGAACAGCUGCGAAACGAGCUGGAGGAGUUGGUGAAUAGACCGGGCGGGCCGAUUGCGGCCACGGAGCUGCGAGCGGAUACCGAGGAUUUGUUGUACGAGCCGCAGGUGGCCGAGGAAGACCGCGACGAGGAGUUCGUGUCAAAGGAGCGAAGCGUGCAUGGCGUAAUCUUCGACGACAAGGACGUUGCGAACGCGACGGAGAUUAAAAUGCAAGUUCUCGACAGACCGGGCUUAAUGGCUGAUUUUUGCGCUGCAUGCGUAUCCAGGGGCGUGAGCGUGCUUCGAGGAAAUUUGUUCACUGUAGGCGAUACCGUGGAGAAUUGUUUCCUCCUUUUGGACAUGGAACACCACGGUAAGGUGGCCGACAAAGACGUGGCGUACAUCAAGUCAGUGCUCUUAUUGCGACGACAUCGUCGAGCGAUCUCGCAGCGAAUGUCCAUCAAUCGACACGCGGAUUUCAUUCCCACCGAGCAAGCUUUGCCGGGCGUUCGGGAGGAUCAGUCGGGAAGUCAGAACACGCAGUACAUCGACUUUGACACGCCCGUGCAGUCAUGGGAGAUCGAGAUAUUUGCCUCGGCGCUUCGCGUGAUCCCGGCGGUGCGACACGCCGGUUUGGCUGGCUUACUCGUCGAGGCGCUGAGCAAUGCGGCGACCCGCCUCGUGUUUCCGGCUGGCGUGACUAUCUUACAGCAAGGCGAGGGAGCGGAUACGUUUUACUUGGUCAUCGACGGUAAGAUUGAAGUCAUGCCUGAGGGGACGUUCCUUAAAUCGGCUGAUACGUGGGGAGAAGAGGUGCUCAUCGAGAGCACGCCGUCACCGUCCAAGCUCGUUGCCGUCGAGGACUCUGUACUGCUGGGAAUCACUCGAAAAACGUUUGCAACGGUUAUUCAAAACGUCAUGUCAAACGCUCGAAAGUCGGCGUAUGAAGCCGUGUUUCAGUGUCCUGUGUUCAAACCUUUCGAACACGCAAGUUUGGAGGCUCUCAGUGAGCUCCUCGUGCAGCGAGGUCGACGCGCUUACCGGGCGGGAGAGGUCAUUUAUCGGGAUGGUAUGCAGGCGAAAAUGUUCAUGGUGAUGGAUGGCGAGGUCGAAUGUACGAUCAAAGGGGACGACUCGAUGGAGACGCGAAAGAUCGUAGGCGGUGGGUAUUUUGGAGACGAGAUUUUGGCCGGAGAUACGACGAUAAAAGGCGUGUACAUCGCACUCACGGAUGUUGUUCUUUUGACGUGCACUCAAACUUCUGUCUUGCAAGUCAUCGGCGUCGAUUCGGUCACGCCGGAGCGUACAGAGGAUGGUACGCCGGAGAAAGCGUCUGCCGGCGUUAACAUUCCCCACGCCGACGGCCGGCAGCGAGGAUCAAACAACGCCCUUGUCGGGCUCAUGGCCACCAAGUCGAGCGCGCCCAACCUCUCGCUUUUCACCGAGGCGUCUCCGCCGUCACCCUCGCGUGCGAGCGCUUCACCCUCGAGAGUUUUCAGCACCUCGAGGCUCACCAAACCCUUCUCGAGUUUUGCGCGCACGAAAAAGUCCGUCGCGUCGACGGGGCACCUCCCGGUUCUGGUCGAGGAAAAGGCAAUUAUCGACUCUCCGCCCGCUACGGCGUCGAAGAAGUCCUCCGCGCUCAGCGGCUCGUUGCGAUCGCACAGUCCCCAGCUCACGGAACUUCAGAGCGCAAAGAAUCUUAACGAAUUCGAGGUUACGGACGUCCUCGGCCAAGGCAUGGUUGGUCUCGUGUUACGGGCCAAACACAAGGGAUCUGGUAAGAUUUGUGCCAUCAAAACCAUGCCAAAGGCGCAAAUUAUUGAGAACGGCGAGGAGGAGCACUGCGUGGCGGAGAAACGCGCAUUGGAGGAACUUCGACACGCACCCUUCGUAUGCAACUACUACACGUCGUUCCAAGAUCCAUGGGCUCUGUACCUGGUCGUCGAAGACUGCGUCGGAGACAUGUUCGAUCUGUUCAAUCAGAGUGGCCUGCCAGGGAUCGGGCAAAUCAAGGUGUACACGGCGCAAGUGUUGCUCGGACUCGAGUUCAUUCACAACGCCGGCUACGUCUAUCGCGACAUGAAACCUGAGAAUUUGCUCUUGCGCUCGGACGGCUCAAUCACGAUCGGCGACUUUGGAUUUGCGAAGAAGCUCGCCAAGGGGGAGCGCGCGUACACGAUCUGCGGGACGCCAGAUUACCUCGCCCCUGAGCUCAUUUUGCACCAAGGGUGCACGAGAGCAGCGGACAUUUGGGCGUUUGGCAUUCUGGUGUUUGAAAUGAUCGCAGGAUUCCCCCCGUUCAGAGAUCGCCAACGGCGCGAGCUGUACAAGCGCAUCGUUCAUGCCGAUUUCGCCGCGGUUCCGGUGCCGCGUCGCAUGGAUAACGACGUGCACGAUAUGUUGACGCAGAUUUUCGUUCGCGACGAGUCGUUGCGUCUGGGCAUUCGCGCCCCAGGUAUCGGCGCCAUCAAGGGACAUCCGUGGUACGAAACCAUCGAUUGGGACGCCGUUAUCAGUGGUAAGCUUCGACCCUUACACUUUCUUCCGCAACAACAGCCGCGCGCGGAACUGUCGUCCAUCAGAGACGCCAAGACGGGAAAGUUUAACUGGAUGUGCGAUUUACCUCCGAUGGUGAACGAUGAUAAGUUUACCGGUUUCGAUGAGUAG